Molecule: messenger RNA, 594 nt
Organism: Fusarium tjaetaba
Lineage: Eukaryota; Fungi; Ascomycota; Sordariomycetes; Hypocreales; Nectriaceae
Exons: 2
Coding region: 1-594 (197 amino acids)
Source: RefSeq, a predicted model, not a curated record
AUGCGUUUGUCCCUACUUACUUUUGCCUGCAGCCUGUAUCUGAUUGCAGAUGCAUUGCAUCUCUAUGGUAGUGAAGGUAGCAGUUUCAACGUUCAGUCUGAGGCCUACAUUAAAGCCCUUACGGCCGAAAUUGAUUGCAACAAAUACGUCUCUUAUUAUAGCUAUGGCCCUCGCGACAUCGUUCCCACCAAGGAUCUCUGUAGACCUUGUCAUAUCAGACACAAUUUUAACUUGGAACUCGGCUUGCCCAAUUUUAAAUCUACCGGCUUUGACCCUAAGAAGAAGCGCUACUUCAAAGAUUUGCGUGCACUCGUUUACAUGGAAUGUCCCAAGGAAGCCCUGGCAGAGAGCUUUGCGCCAAUUUCCCAAGAAGGGCCUUCGAAUACAACGGAGUCAGCGCAAGAGACCUCGACAAUGAGCGAUACAGGUUCAAACACUGCAACCACUGCGGCCACUGCGACCACUGCGACCACUGCGGCAACAAGGAGUACUGUCACCAUAACAUCUUCCCCGUCAACAGAACGUAACAGGGCUAAGAAGUUUGAGCCAGGAUACAUCUUUAGUUAUUGGGCUCCGGUACUUAUGUUGUUCUGA